AUGGCCGUGAACUGUCUGGCGGUCGGAAGCACCAGCACUUCUUCCCACUGCCACUAUGAGGUGCAGACUCUUCAGAGAUUGGUACAGUAUUCGCCGCAGUCUGCCAACGAAGUCCGGAGGCUCUUGGGCGACACGAUGAUGCACUUUGCUCCAGAUGCACGGGCUACCACACGGCUCCUCAGCAAGCUGGCCAAGGCAGGCAAGAGCGAAGCUGCAUUGGCGUUUUUGCAGUGCUGCCAGGAAGUUGGGCUGGAGGCGAACGUAUUUCACUUUGCAGCCGUGCUGCGUGCUUUUGCCCAGAGCAGUGGCUGGGAUGCCGCUUUGGUCCUUCUGGGAGACAUGGAACAAAAGUCAGUCCGGAGCAACGUGAUCGCGCAGAGCUGCGCCAUUACAGCCUGCGAGAAAGGGGGCAAGUGGGUGGAGGCCCUGGUGCUUCUGAAAUCGAUGCGCAGCUCUACAAUGGAACUGGACACCGUCGCCGUUAAUUCGGUCAUAUCUGCUUGCGAAAAAGCGGGCCUGUGGCAGCUGGCGCUUCGUUUACUGAGUGUUUUGCAGGAGGAUAGCCUGGAAGCCAGCUGCGUGUCAUACAGUGCUGCGAUCAGUGCUUGUGAAAAAGGUACGGCCUGGACCCAGGCACUGAAUUUGCUCGAUGCUAUGGCAACAGAAAGCAUACAGGUGAACACCAUCUCGUGCAGUGCUGCAAUCAGUGCAUGUGCAAGGAAGGGCGAAUGGACACAGGCAUUGCAGAUCUUGAACCAGAUGGCGCGCAUGGAAGUUGCCAUCAACGAAGUUGCAUUAAGUGGAGUCGUCAGCGCGUGCGAGAAAGCAUCUGCAUGGCUAGAAGCAAUGGCCCUUCUUCAAGCCUCGAGGCCAAUGAGUGUCUCUCCAGAUACCAUUUUCUUCUGCGCAGCCAUCACUGCAUGUGCAAAUCGCGGCGAGUGGGCGCAAGCGUUGGGGCUCCUACACUCCAUGGACCAAGCCGUGGUGGCCAAAAACCUCAUCACCUUCAAUGCCGUCAUCAGUGCCUGUCAUGAAGGAGGAGAGUGGCAGAAGGCGCUCGACCUCUUCGAGACCUGCGCGUCUGCGAGGCUCAAGAGAGACAUUGUCACCUACAAUGCCACGAUCGGUGCAUGUGGACAAGGAGCACAAUGGGAAACCGCACUUUGGGCAUUGAUGGUGGCACAAGAGCAGAACUUGCUGCCAACCGUAAUCACGUGCAACUCUGCGAUCCUGGGUUGUGCACGAGCCCGCAGCUGGCAAGCUGCACUUUCACUUCUAGGAUCGUCGGCUUUGCACCAAGUUCGACCGAACGUAAUCAGCUACGAAGCGGCAGCGCUGGCUUGCCAAGCUUCUGCUAGCCUUUGCGUGCUUUUGUCGGAGGUGUUCAACCUUGGCAU
Molecule: messenger RNA, 1397 nt
Organism: Symbiodinium necroappetens
Lineage: Eukaryota; Dinophyceae; Suessiales; Symbiodiniaceae
Source: the annotation of a GenBank genome assembly